Messenger RNA from Amborella trichopoda, 2878 nucleotides. RefSeq names its product DEAD-box protein abstrakt. Gene Ontology annotation, molecular function: RNA helicase activity; nucleic acid binding; zinc ion binding. Gene Ontology annotation, biological process: mRNA splicing, via spliceosome. NCBI's taxonomy places the organism in Eukaryota, Viridiplantae, Streptophyta, Magnoliopsida, Amborellales, Amborellaceae. The record is from RefSeq and is a predicted model, not a curated record.
CUGAAUUUUAGGUGGCGUUUGAUAGCCGAUCAAACGUAGAAAAGUCCCGCAGUUUCUCGGACGCCCCUUCCAAACCCUAACCUCACAGGUGAUUUUCUCUCUCCUCAACUUCUCAGGUGAUUUUCUCUCUCCUAAACUUCUCACAUUUACAGAUGAUUUUCUCUCUCCUCAACUUCUCUCUAAUAUUCCCCUUGUCUCUCGCUCUCCAUUCUCUGAUUUUUUCCCAUUGAUUUUCUGAACGACCUCCGUAUUAGUUUCUUGCUCCUCAAAAGCCCUCUUUCUCUCUCUACUUCCUAACUCAGGGUGCUAUUCCUGCACAUUGAAGAUUAAACUGUAAUAUCUUUUCCACAUAUAUAAAAAGCACCACAUAGAAAUGGCAGAAGAAGCUACCAUGGUGGAGAAUGACGAUAAUUACGUUGAAUAUGUCCCUGUUAAAAAGAGGCGAAUGAUGGAAGCACAAAAAAUACUUCAACGUAAGGGCAAAUCCUCCGCUUUGGAAGAUGCAGAACAAGCAAAACUCACAGAAGCAAAGCCUAGCCUCCUUGUUAAAGCUUCACAGCUCAAGAAGGAGCUUCCUGAGAUAAGCCCAAUGGAACAGUUGGUCCUCCAAGAAAAAGAGAUGAUUGAGCACCUCUCAGAUCGAAAAACCCUAAUGUCUGUUCGUGAACUUGCAAAAGGGAUUCAAUAUACUGAACCCAUGAAUACAGGGUGGAAACCACCAACUGCGAUUCGCCAUAUGUCUGAAAAAGAGUGUGACAUGAUUAGGAAGCAAUGGCAUAUAUUGGUAGAGGGAGACAAUAUACCACCCCCAAUUAAGAAUUUCAAGGAUAUGAGGCUUCCUGAACCUAUUUUGAAAAAGCUCAAAGCAAAGGGAAUUGUUCAGCCAACACCUAUUCAAGUUCAGGGGCUACCAGUUAUACUAUCAGGUCGUGAUAUGAUAGGCAUUGCAUUUACGGGGUCUGGUAAAACAUUGGUUUUUGUGUUGCCUUUGAUUAUGACUGCUUUGCAAGAGGAGGUGAGUAUGCCAAUAGUACCUGGAGAAGGGCCAUUUGGGUUGGUGAUAUGCCCUUCAAGGGAGCUGGCAAGGCAGACUUUUGAGGUUGUUGAGCACUUUUUGUUGCCUUUGAAAGAGUACGGGUAUCCAGAAUUGCGCCCUUUGCUUUGUAUUGGAGGGGUUGAUAUGAGAUCGCAAUUAGAGGUUGUGAAGAAAGGUGUGCACAUUGUGGUUGCUACGCCAGGUCGGUUGAAAGAUAUGUUGGCUAAGAAGAAGAUGAAUCUCGACAACUGCAGAUACUUGACAUUGGAUGAGGCAGACAGAUUGGUCGAUUUGGGUUUUGAGGAUGACAUAAGAGAAGUAUUUGACCACUUCAAAGCUCAGAGGCAAACCCUCCUCUUCUCCGCUACCAUGCCCAAGAAAAUCCAAAAUUUUGCAAGGAGUGCUCUCGUACAACCUGUGACGGUCAACGUGGGAAGAGCAGGAGCUGCAAACCUAGAUGUGAUCCAAGAAGUCGAGUAUGUGAAGCAAGAGGCAAAGAUAGUCUAUCUCCUUGAAUGCCUCCAAAAAACCCCACCACCUGUUCUUGUCUUCUGUGAGAACAAAGCUGAUGUGGACGAUAUCCAUGAAUAUCUCCUCUUGAAAGGAGUCGAAGCUGUGGCUAUACAUGGAGGCAAGGACCAAGAAGAGAGAGAAUAUGCAAUCGCUUCUUUCAAGGCUGGGAAGAAAGAUGUAUUGGUUGCCACAGAUGUCGCAUCCAAGGGUUUAGAUUUCCCUGAUAUCCAGCAUGUUAUAAAUUACGACAUGCCUGCCGAGAUUGAGAAUUAUGUACAUAGAAUUGGGCGAACUGGUAGGUGUGGAAAAACAGGAAUAGCAACCACCUUCAUAAACAAGAACCAGAGUGAGACCACACUGCUUGAUUUGAAGCAUUUGUUACAAGAGGCAAAACAAAGGAUCCCACCUGUGCUUAGUGAGCUGAAUGAUCCAAUGGAGGAUGUGGAUGCGAUUGUGAGUGCGAGUGGAGUGAAGGGGUGUGCUUAUUGUGGUGGAUUAGGGCAUCGUAUAAAGGACUGCCCAAAGCUCGAGCACCAGAAGAGCAUGGCCAUUGCCGGGACAAGAAGGGAUUACUUUGGAUCAGGGGGAUAUGGGGGAGAAAUUUAAAGGGGGCUUUUGGUAUUUUGUAGGUGGUCUGGGCAAGCAUUUCGAUUUAACAUGAGUUGGGCCUAAUUUAACUAGAGAGAGGCCGAGGAAGCAUUUGGGCUGAACAUGAGUUGAAGCUUGGUUCAUGAGAACGGUGGCCGCAAGCAUAUACUAGGUGAAAUUUGUAUCAUACAAAUAAAAGAAGAGGUGUCUGAGGAGAAUUUAUUUGCAUUUUCCUUGGGAUGAGAGGAAAUAUGAAGAAGGAAAAGUAAAUGAGAGUUGGUAUUUUCCCUAUGUACUAAUUGAGUUGGAAAGCAGGGACAUUCGGGGCAUCUGUUCGAUUAUUCGCCCAACCUUGUCUGGCUUCAAUCGAAAAGAUACAAACCAGAUCACAUGUUGGUUAGCCUUGUUGUUCUAUAGUUUUGAUUGAACCUGGUUAGUCGAUUUAUGAGUGGGGUGUCUCCCUUGAAUGGUGCAUGUUGAGAUUUGUGCUAUACAUUCGUCCAACUUGGUGAUCACAACUGAACUUGUUAACAUCCCUUCUUUUGAAGGGGCCGUUUGGGUACCUGAAAUUAUAUUGUUUGUGCAAUACAUUACUGAUGUAAUAUAUUACCGGUCAAAUACAUUAUCUGAAAAUGAGUUUUUGCUGUUUGGGUCAUGCAACUUGAGAAAUACGUUGUUACUGUUUGGUUGUAUCCAAAAGAAAUCUAGGACAUGCAUUCCCGCUCAUUUUGGCUUGGAAAA